UCACCCAGGAGCUCCACUUAGUGAGUCCUUCAUUCCCUGACAACUUCUUUCUCUGUCUCACCAGCAUUUCCCACUCCACGAUGGCUCUACAUAUCCCUGAGGCCCCCUGGAUAGCAGCUCUGACCACGGCACUGCUGGUGCUGAGCAACACGGUGGUUCAGAGCAGGACCACUCCAGAGAAUUUCCUGUACCAAGGGCGGCAGAACUGCUACGCGCGCAACGGCACGCAGCGCUUCGUGGAGAGAUACAUCUACAACCGCGAGGAGUACGCGCGCUUCGACAGCGACGUGGGCGAGUUCCGCGCGGUGACCGAGCUGGGGCGGCCGGACGCCGACCACUGGAACAGCCAGAAGGACAUCCUGGAGCAGAAGCGCGCUGUGGUGGACACGGUGUGCAGACACAACUACGAGAUCACGGCCCCCCUGACAGUGCAGCGCAGAGUCCAGCCUAAAGUACACGUGUCCCCUUCCAAGAAGGGGACCCUGCAGCACCACGACCAGCUCAUCUGCCACGUGACAGACUUCUACCCGGGCAACAUUGAGGUCCGGUGGUUCCUGAAUGGACAGGAGGAAACAGCUGGGAUCGUGUCCACCAACCUGAUCCGUAACGGGGACUGGACCUUCCAGAUCCUAGUGAUGCUGGAAAUGACCCCCCAGCAGGGAGACGUCUACACCUGCCACGUGGAGCACCCCAGCCUGGACAGCCCUGUCACUGUGGAGUGGAAGGCUCAGUCUGAUUCGGCCCGGAACAAGAAGCUGACGGGAGUCGGGGGCUUCGUGCUGGGGCUCAUCUUCCUCGCAGUUGGCAUCUUCAUGCACAUAAGGAGCAAGAAAGGUCAACGUGGAUCUCGAUAAACAGGGUUCCCGAUCUGACCACGAAGACUAGAUGAGCCUUGGAACAAGGAUUUUUCUGUUUCUUUAGUCCUGGAGGCUGGCCCUAAGCUAGACCCCAGCUGCCCAAGAGGAUGUGACUGCCACGUCACUGCUCUGAAACGUUUCUGUAGCGCUGCUCUUUCAUCCAAUGCACUUCUCUCAUCAACCAAGCUCCCUUCCCCUCCUCAUCAUAAAUAAAGUCAAAUGUCAUUUUCUUUUAAAAAUAC
Molecule: messenger RNA, 1099 nt
Organism: Chinchilla lanigera (long-tailed chinchilla)
Lineage: Eukaryota; Metazoa; Chordata; Mammalia; Rodentia; Chinchillidae
Product: HLA class II histocompatibility antigen, DP beta 1 chain
Exons: 6
Coding region: 81-854 (257 amino acids)
Biological process (GO): antigen processing and presentation of exogenous peptide antigen via MHC class II; immunoglobulin production involved in immunoglobulin-mediated immune response; immune response
Cellular component (GO): MHC class II protein complex; membrane
Molecular function (GO): MHC class II protein complex binding
Source: RefSeq, a predicted model, not a curated record